Messenger RNA from Rangifer tarandus platyrhynchus (Svalbard reindeer), 303 nucleotides. The record is from the annotation of a GenBank genome assembly. NCBI's taxonomy places the organism in Eukaryota, Metazoa, Chordata, Mammalia, Artiodactyla, Cervidae.
AUGUUCAGUGGAACUAAAAGAACUACAAGGAAGAUGGUGGGGAGGAAUGGUCUCAUGAUGUAUAAAAGCACCACAACCAGCCAUGUCUACAAAAAGCUACAAAGCCCAUUUUAUUCCAUUUUUCUUAACAAGUGCUUAAAGGAGAAUCAACUAGAAGCCCAGAAUUUCUAUUGUUACUUACUGUUAGGACCCUCUUGCUCCUGCCACCCAAUGACCUCCCUUGAUAAUGGAAGAACCUCUUACCGACUCUGGACACUGAUCUAUUCGAGCAACGAGCCAAAGCAAACUCUCCUCUGUGUGUAG